GUGGCAACAACAGCAACAGCAACAGCGUCGUCCCUAUUCAAAGGCCUGACUGACAGCAAUUGGCUUACAAGUACUUAGCCCAUUGAUUGAACCAAUCGCCCACACUAAACUCUUAUAUUUCCUCGUUCUUAUCGUCUGCGCGCAAAUCUGAAUUUCAACGGUUUUUUCACUUUUCAGAUAUGGCUUCUUCAAUGUUUUCUUUAGCUGCUGCUUCUUUAUCUCCUUCUAUGCAUGAUACUCUCAAGGAAAAAGUGAGGCUUGGAAGUGGUAGUAUUGGUACCUGGUUUACCAAGGACAAAGUUCAUUCCUUUAUGAAAACUAAGUCUUCUGGAAGAAUAUCUAUGACUGCUGCGGUUAACGUUUCUCGUUUUGAGGGUAUAACAAUGGCUCCUCCUGAUCCUAUUCUUGGAGUUUCUGAAGCUUUUAGAGCUGACAAUGACGCCAAGAAGCUCAACCUUGGAGUUGGCGCUUACCGAACUGAAGAGCUACAUCCCUAUGUGCUCGAUGUUGUUAAGAAGGCUGAGAAUCUUAUGCUGGAGAGGGGUGAAAAUAAAGAGUACCUCCCAAUCGAAGGGUUGGCUGCAUUCAAUAAGGUGACUGCAGAGUUAUUGUUUGGAGCUGACAACCCAGUGAUAAAUCAACAAAGAGUUGCCACAGUCCAAGGUCUUUCUGGCACCGGUUCUCUUCGAUUGGCUGCAGCUCUCAUUGAGCGAUAUUUUCUGGGGGCAAAAGUUCUAAUAUCCUCUCCAACUUGGGGUAAUCACAAGAAUAUUUUCAAUGAUGCUAGGGUCCCAUGGUCUGAGUACCGAUACUAUGAUCCGAGGACAGUUGGUUUGGAUUUCGAGGGAAUGAUAUCAGAUAUAAAGGCAGCUCCUGAAGGAUCGUUUGUUUUGCUUCAUGGCUGUGCCCAUAACCCAACUGGUAUUGAUCCAACCCCUGAACAGUGGGAAAAGAUUGCUGAUGUCAUUCAAGAGAAGAACCAUAUUCCAUUUUUUGAUGUUGCAUACCAGGGAUUUGCUAGUGGAAGCCUUGAUGCUGAUGCAGCAUCAGUCAGGCUGUUUGCUGCUCGUGGAAUGGAGCUUCUGGUUGCUCAGUCGUACAGCAAAAAUUUAGGGCUAUAUGCAGAAAGGAUUGGAGCACUCAAUGUUGUCUGCUCAUCAGCAGAUGCUGCAGCUAGGGUUAAGAGCCAACUGAAGAGGAUUGCACGACCAAUGUACUCAAAUCCUCCUGUUCAUGGGGCUAGAAUCGUUGCCAAUGUUGUUGGGGAUCAAUCUCUCUUCAAUGAAUGGAAAGAUGAAAUGGAAAUGAUGGCUGGAAGGAUAAAGGGAGUGAGACAGAAACUAUAUGAUAGUCUCUCUGCAAAAGAUAAGAGCGGCAAAGAUUGGUCUUUUAUACUCAAGCAGAUUGGCAUGUUCUCAUAUACAGGCUUGAACAAAACUCAGAGUGAUAAUAUGACCAAUAAGUGGCAUGUCUACAUGACAAAGGAUGGGAGGAUAUCUUUGGCUGGAUUAUCUCUGGCCAAAUGUGAAUACCUUGCAGAUGCUAUUAUUGAUUCAUACCACAAUGUCAGCUGAAUUGAUGAUGGAGCAUAAGAUAUACAUAGUAGAAGCAAAUCAUUGAAAAAUUUUUGGUUGAGUAAAAUGGUUGACUGGGUUAAUAUGAUUUAAAACCUUAAUAAAUUUGAAGGUCACUGUCCGUCAGGAAUCUCUAUAACUGAAGUUUUGUUGGAGACAGGCAACUUUCAUAGUAUUAUUUCUUUUAUUAUUUAGGUAGUUAGUCUGGGGCUUUCCAUGCCUGGUCUUAUUUUCGUGUAUGAGAAGUUCAAACAGUUGAUAGCGUGUUUGCAACUGAGGCACUUUGAGCAAUUGAAAUGGCUCCAAACUUCAUAUUUAUGUUGCUUCAAACA
Messenger RNA from Ricinus communis (castor bean), 1906 nucleotides. RefSeq names its product aspartate aminotransferase, chloroplastic. Lineage: Eukaryota; Viridiplantae; Streptophyta; Magnoliopsida; Malpighiales; Euphorbiaceae. Bases 180 to 1574 code for a protein of 464 amino acids. Gene Ontology annotation, molecular function: transaminase activity; pyridoxal phosphate binding. The transcript is spliced from 12 exons. The record is from RefSeq and is a predicted model, not a curated record. Gene Ontology annotation, biological process: biosynthetic process; amino acid metabolic process.